This is a messenger RNA of Beauveria bassiana ARSEF 2860, 1233 nucleotides long. RefSeq names its product thioredoxin-like protein. Bases 1 to 1233 code for a protein of 410 amino acids. The record is from RefSeq and is a predicted model, not a curated record. NCBI's taxonomy places the organism in Eukaryota, Fungi, Ascomycota, Sordariomycetes, Hypocreales, Cordycipitaceae. The transcript has 2 exons.
AUGCCCGCCACACAGCACAUUGACGACAAGGUCGAGUGGGACAUGGUGCUCGAAAAGACGCAAGUCGUGGUUGCUGACUGUAUGGCUCACCUCAUCAACUACGCUCUCCCCUUGGGACAACAAAAGCUAACUCCCACCCUCGUAGUUUACGCAGACUGGUGCGGCCCUUGCAAGAUGAUUGGGCCUCACUUUGAGCGCCUGGCCGACGAGUACGCCAAGCCCAAGAAGAUGGCCUUUGUCAAGGUCAACACGGAAAAGGGCAGCAUCGGGCAAAUGUACGGCGUCCGCAGCCUGCCCACGUUCAAGGUCCUCCACAAGGGCGUCGUCGUCGAGACCGUCACCGGUGCCAACCCCGCGGCGCUGGCCGGCGCCAUCGUCAAGGCCAGCAAGCUCGUGCAGGGCGGCGGCAGCGCAGAGGUCUUUGGCAACCGUGGCCAGACGCUCGGGGGCUCCGGCGCGAGCGGCUCUUCCCUCGCCAACAUUCGAUUUGAUCCCAUCUCUAUUGUAAAUCAUGUCAUUACAAUCAUCGGACUGUACUUGGUGUCCUUUUUCUCGCAAUUGCACAUUCGAUGUCACUGCAUGCAACCGUGUGGGGCGCCGCGCGACCUCAAGCUUCCAGCUCGUAGCUCCAACAUCCUCCGAUCAUACUUCGCGGCACGUCAAGUCUUUUUCUCGAAAUCUGCUUCGCAGCUACGGCUUACCAUUCGAGCAUCGUUGAACGGCAGUGACCUCUUAUCCCCGUCGAGCGGGUCAUUUGUGCCACAACCGCAGCACACCGCACAUCAUGGACAAUCCUUUGGACCAAACAACGUUGUCCACCAUCUCGCUGCUCGAGUCGCGUCUUCUGCGCAUCGAGCACCUCCUCUACGGCUCAUCAGCACCAACGCCACCUCCACAGCACGAAUCGGCAUUGCAAAAAUUGGCCAAUUUGGAAAAACGCUUCUCCAUGCUAACGUCGCGCAUCCGCGUCUACGGCGACCUCCUCAAGAUCUGUACGUCCCUCCCCCUCUCCCAGCACACCGCCAACCAUUUCCUUACGACCCCCUCCUCGCUUACCCUCUUCUCAUUCUCUACAGACAAGGCAUCUCCCGACUUCUUCCAAGCCCCCCACGCGACCGAGCUCCCGUCGCAGCUGCCCACCGACUCUGUUCGCGCAAUCGUGCUGUCAGCCGCGCCGUCGUUUCCUGCGACCGUGUCGGCGCUGACGGCCGUGCAGGAUGCGCCGGUGCCUGA